Salvia miltiorrhiza (redroot sage) is the source of this 2121-nucleotide messenger RNA. Its product is annotated as protein PSK SIMULATOR 3. The transcript has a single exon. The record is from RefSeq and is a predicted model, not a curated record. Gene Ontology annotation, biological process: positive regulation of growth. Lineage: Eukaryota; Viridiplantae; Streptophyta; Magnoliopsida; Lamiales; Lamiaceae. Bases 331 to 1887 code for a protein of 518 amino acids.
UAGUAAAAUCUUAUGUUUUUCUUGGUUGAGCAAUAUCCUAACUAAAAUGUCUCGAUUCCACCACAUAUAGUGUGGCUAGUGGAAUCCAAAUUAGAGCGGAUAAUCCUUCCCAUUUCUUGAAAAUGCAUUCAUCCUUCCUUUCACAGUGCAUGUGGGCUUUGUCAACUUUCACAAUGAUUCUCUCCCUCUCCCUCUCCCUCUCUCACACACACAACGCACGCACACAUACACACACGCGCGCAAACAAACUCUCACACACUAAUUUUCUAUUUGCUUUCAUCAUCCCAUUGGACUGCUACUAUUUGUAAUGCUUCUCUUUUCAAACAUCCCAUGAUAGCUUUACAAGAACUCUCCUCCAUUAUAUUAUCUUUCUCCUCACUUCCCCUCUUCAAUUAUUUCUCUCUCUCUCUCUCUCCCUCUAAAUUCUUCAUUGAUGAUUCACCAGUUCCCACUAUAGCUCUAAAACCCCUGCAAAUCUCCCCUUCCCCAACCAACAUCAAUAAAUCCACAACCAUGGCUCUCGAAACAUGGUUGAUCAAGGUGAAAAGAAGCAUCGCCCACAGCUUCGACUCAGUCCGCGCCGCCCCACCAGCCGCCGCAAUCAGGAAAUCCAACGUCGGCGUUCUGGCAUUCGAGAUCGCCGGUCUGAUGUCGAAGCUCCUCCACCUAUGGCAAUCCCUCUCCGACAAGAACAUAGCCCGGCUGCGAGGCGAGUCGAUAUGCCUGGAAGGUGUUCGUAAAAUUGUCUCAAACGACGAGGGCUUCCUUCUAGGCCUCGCCUGCGCGGAGCUCGCCGAGAAUCUCCGGCUGGUGGCCAAGUCCGUGGGGCGCAUCAGUAAGAAAUGCGAGGACGCCUCUCUCCGAUGCUUCGACCGCCUGUUCGAGGAGUUCGCCAACGCCGGGCGCGAUCACCACAACUGGCUGAUGCUGAGCGCCAAGGAGGUGGAUUCGAAGAUGAAGAAGCUGGAUCACUUGGUGGCCAUGACGGCCACUCUGCACAGGGAGAUGGACGAGCUGGUGGCGCUCGAAAACGGGCUGAAGAAGUCCGUGCAGGGCGGGGGGAAGGAGCAGAAGAUGAUGGAGUUACAGCAGAAGAUCCUUUGGCAGAGGCAGCAGGUGAAGUACAUGAAAGAGAAAUCUCUGUGGUGCAGAAGCUUCGACACCGCCACGUGUAUCCUCGCCAGAUCCGCCUUCACGGUCCUCGCCAGGAUGAAGCUCGUCUUCGGAGUCGCCACGUCGCUCCCCCGCAGCCUCUCCUCCUCCUCCUCCGCCCUCGUCUACCCUUCCGAAAACCCUAAUUCCUGCCUCUUCGCGUCGGGCCCGUUGAUGAAAGAUCCCCCAUUCAACCAGCUCGGAUUCUUCGAGCUCAACUCCAAGACUCUUAAACCGCCGGCCACCACCCUAGGCGCGGCGGCGCUGUCUCUCCACUACGCGAAUUUGAUCAUCGUGAUGGAGAAGAUGAUCCGAUCGCCGCAGCUGGUGGGCGUGGACGCGAGAGACGAUCUCUACUCUUUGCUUCCAAACAGCAUUCGGUUCGCGCUGAGGGGUCGGCUGAAAGGGGUGGGGUUCUCGGCCAGUGAUCCGGUUCUGGCGGCGGAGUGGCGGGAGGCGCUGCACAAGAUUCUCGGCUGGCUGUCGCCGCUCGCGCAUAACAUGAUCAAAUGGCAGAGCGAGAGGAGCUUCGAGCAGCACAAUUUGGUGCCCAAAACGAAUGUUCUCUUGCUCCAAACACUUUACUUUGCCAACCAGCAAAAGACCGAAGCUGCCAUUACUGAGCUGCUUGUUGGCCUCAAUUAUAUUUGGAGAUUCGAGAGGGAGAUGAAUGCUAAAGCCAUUUUCCAUUCCAGUAACUUCACCGGCUACCUUCAUUCUCAUGAUCCUAGUUAAUUAUUAUUAUACUUCAAUUAAUUCUUGGAUUCAAGUACAAGAUUUGGUGAGGUGUGUGAUGAUGAUCGAUCAAGGGAUUUUUGUUUUAAGUUAAAUCUUGUUGAUUCCUGCAGAUCUGUGAGGAUAGUUUGGGUUCUAACCCCUGAUCUGUAAGUUGUAAUAUACUUAUUUUUGUAAAUGUCACAAUGUUUUGGGGAAAGGGGAAAAAAUCAUACAUUUGCAGUUCCAUGUGAA